This is a messenger RNA of Suillus clintonianus, 708 nucleotides long. Its product is annotated as glutaredoxin. NCBI's taxonomy places the organism in Eukaryota, Fungi, Basidiomycota, Agaricomycetes, Boletales, Suillaceae. The transcript has 4 exons. The coding region runs from base 1 to 708 and encodes 235 amino acids. The record is from RefSeq and is a predicted model, not a curated record. Gene Ontology annotation, molecular function: 2 iron, 2 sulfur cluster binding.
AUGUCUACACCUGGGAAUCUUGUUGAAAUUCCGAACACCCCACAAUUUCAAGAGUUGCUCUCCAAAGAUCUCAAACGUAUAUCGCUCAUCUACUUCUGGACGUCCUGGGCUGAGCCAUGCGUGCAAAUGAACCAAGUUGUGGAAGGGCUAGCGAAGGCAUACCCAAAACUACUCGCGCUCAGGGCAACAGAAGAGCAAGCGGACAUAUCAGACUCCUUUGACAUCAACUCCGUUCCGACAUGCCUGGUUAUUCAGGGCCAUGCUUUACUUGCCCGGAUCGAGGGCGGAGAUGCGACCCGGCUUACAGAAACGAUUGCAAAGUACCUGGGGAGCAAGUCCUCCGUAGCUCCCCAGUCAACCACAUCUCAAUCUCCUGUCCUUCCUCCAUCUUCUGAGACGGUAGAACAGUUAGAGACCCGUAUGCGGAGUAUCAUGAAUCAAAGCCCAGUGGUUCUGUUCAUGAAAGGGGAGCCAGAUGGACCCCGGUGCGGCUUUUCCAGGACUGCCGUAGCGUUGUUGAGGGAGAAAAAUGUUACAUUCUCUCACUUUGAUAUUCUUAGUGACGAGAGUGUGCGGCAAGGUUUGAAGACACUGAACGAUUGGCCUACCUUCCCACAAUUCAUAGUAAACGGCGAAUUCGUGGGAGGAUUGGACGUAGUGAAGGAGAUGAAGGAGUCGGGGGAGUUUGAUGAAAUUUUCCCUGCUUGA